AAAACCAUUUUGGAUUAUAGACAGUACACGCGUCCACCGUCCCCACGACUUUUUUACAGCUGUUUCUCACACGCAGAAUUUUUCUAUAAACAGCAGUUGAAAUCCAGCUUAUCAAGAUUUUUGUUUUGCUUCAUUCUUUAUUGAAUUCUCAAGAAAGUCCUAGAAUCUUGUUCUUUGCACAAAAAGAUCGAAUCUUUACACACACCCAUCAAAGAAUAACUAAGUAUUUUUCAGUUUUCAUCGCUCAAUUUCCAGUUUUUUUGUUUUGAUUUUGCUAAAAAUGGGAGCUGAAGCUGAGGUUAUGGUUCAACUUCAACAUACCAUCCCUGUGUUGGAUGUCCCCUGUUGUUCUGAUUUGGAUGUCAAAUCACCAGAGUCGACAAUAUUGCAAUUCAUUCCCAGCAUUCGCUCAGGUAGCUUUGCUGAUACUGGCCCACGUAGGUUCAUGGAAGAUGAACAUAUAAGGAUAGAUGAUCUAUCUGCACAUCUUGGCUCACUCAUGAAGUUUCCGAAGCCCAGUGCUUUCUAUGGGGUAUUUGAUGGUCAUGGAGGACCGGAAGCUGCAGCUCAUGUGAGAAAAAAUGUACUCAGAUUAUUAUUUUCAGACACCAAUUUUCCAGAGACUUCAGAAGUUGAUGAUGCAUUUCUAGAAGGGGUGGAGAGUUCUCUUAGGAAGGGGUUUCUUCUGGCUGACCUCGCUUUAGCUGAUGACUGCAAUGUUAGCAGUUCCUCUGGAACCACUGCCCUGACAGCUCUUGUGUUGGGAAGGCUGUUAAUGGUGGCAAAUGCAGGAGACUGCCGAGCAGUCCUUUGCCGUAACGGAGAGGCAAUUGACAUGUCUCAAGACCAUAGACCAAAUUACCCAUCAGAGAGGAGGCGUGUUGAAGAGUUAGGUGGAUUUAUUGAUGAUGGCUAUCUGAAUGGUAUACUAUCAGUGACCAGGGCCUUGGGGGACUGGGACAUGAAGCUGCCUCGUGGCUCUGCGUCUCCUCUGAUUGCUGAGCCAGAAUUUCGACAGAUAGUUCUGACAGAGGAUGAUGAAUUCCUUAUUAUUGCUUGUGAUGGAAUCUGGGAUGUCUUGUCUAGUCAACAAGCAGUUAGUCUAGUGCGUCGAGGUCUACGACGGCAUGAUGAUCCUGAACAGUGUGCCAAGGACCUUGUCAUGGAGGCCUUGCGGCUGAAUACAUUUGACAAUCUCACAGUAAUUGUUGUAUGCUUUACUUCCCCUGAUCAUCAAGAGCUAUCACCAAUGCGUCAAAGGAGAUUAAGGAGCUGCAGCUUCUCUGCAGAAGCCUUGUAUAGCUUGCAGAGCUGGUUAGACAACAAAGGGAGCCAUUGAUGGCGGUGCAAGCUGUUUGCAUCUGCCUCAUUUGGGCAGAAUAAAGAGCAGCUAUAGUUUUGGUAGUAUGAUCUUCUUUUCUUGCUUUUAUAUUUGGGUGGAUGUAUGUACAUACCAUUCGUUGGUGAGUUGGGAGAUACACUGACUUUUAGUUUAUUGUGGCUGUUAGCGUAUGGCCGUGUUUAUGUAAAACCCAUUCUAUUAGUUGUACAUAAUGAAAACUUGGUACUUGUUGCUCCGUAUAGUAACUUGGUACAAAGUAA
Molecule: messenger RNA, 1602 nt
Organism: Solanum pennellii
Lineage: Eukaryota; Viridiplantae; Streptophyta; Magnoliopsida; Solanales; Solanaceae
Product: probable protein phosphatase 2C 47
Exons: 4
Coding region: 281-1339 (352 amino acids)
Biological process (GO): protein dephosphorylation
Molecular function (GO): cation binding; protein serine/threonine phosphatase activity
Source: RefSeq, a predicted model, not a curated record